AGCGCGACCGCCGAGGUGGGGGGAGACUUCGGAAGAUGAGCCACGCAGAUCUUACAAAACCACCACUGGCUCCCAAACCAAAGAUCUUCAGUCAUCUGGCUUCCAUAGCUGCUUCCAAAUUUCCUCAAUCACUAUCAAGGGCUGGCACACUUCACAAUUCAAACUCUAUGUCUAGGGGUCCAAAACCACCCAUUGCUCCCAAGCCAAAAAUCUCUGCUGACAACGAUCCCGCAAUUUUACAGAGAUCCAACAUUUAUGCUAAUAACACCUUUAACAAAUAUCCCAACGGAAAACUGGAAGCAGAACUGUAUGAAGAAAACCAGUGCAACAACACGGAGGGUCCAGAAUCAGAAGACAGCAAUGAAUACAUUGUAAUUCCUGAUGUUGAACUGACUGAUAAAACAUACAGUGACUUUGAGCAGGAGCCAGCUGUGAAUGAGAUUUUACACACUCUUGGACCCGUAGGUGAGGAAGAUGGUAAUUGUAAGGAUAGCAAUGACGUAGGCGAUGGCCCAAUAAAUGUAAUGAAGAACAAGGAUACUGAGUCAGUGGGAGACAACUCUGUGGAAUCAACUGAACUCCCAGCACUUCAUUCCCCCGAAGUUGAAAGUGAAAAAGAAGAUGGUACAAGAGAUGAAUAUGAAAAAGUGGACAGUGAAAAUCCUCCCAGAGAGAUCCAAAUGAACUGUGCAGAUGAAACUCUAAGCAAACUGGAUUUGAUAAAUGAUAACAAUGAAUAUAACAUGGACAGAAAAAUAUUGAAUGGGGAAUCUUUGAAAGAAACUAUAUAUGAUGAUAUCAUUUUAAGGCAUUUAGAGGAGCCAAUAUCAGCAGGGGAAGGUCUUCCUCUAAUUUGCAAAGGUUUAAAUGCAAUACAGUUUUUAGAAGAGGAACAAUUAAAUACCGAUCUAGAAUUGGGCCCAGCAAAUCAUAACGAUAAUAAUUCAGCCUGGAGUAGAGAAAGAGAACUUACAGAAGAUGCUGAUGUAAAUACUGAUGCUCAGAUUGCUAAUGAUUCUGAAGUAGACACAGAGUUAGAACCAAGUGGGUCUGAGCCUGGUAUUGAGACAUUUAGCGGGGCCACUGAUGAAAUGGAUGAAAAGGAAGAUGAAAUAGAUCUAAAUCCUGAAGGAGAAGAUCUUGACAACGUUUGCCAAACUACUGAAGUGAAGAAUGUAGUGGAAAUACCAGAGACUGAAUGUGAAUCAGGGGAAGGUUUUGGAGAACAAAAUGAAACGAUAGACACAGAGACAAUAGACGAUAGCUGCCAGAUCAUUCCCUUUGGGAAUGAGGGCAGUGAGGAUGCUCAGGAUUCUCCAGAUGAAGAUCUGGGUGAAGAUUUGUCAGAAAAAGAGACUGAAAUGCCUGAUAAUAACAUGUCCCUCCGUUCUGAAGAUACUAAUGGGCACAAGUCUGACUCGCAGCUUAAGUCAGAUGUUUUACUUGGAGAUCACAGUGCAAGUGAAUGUACUUUAGAAGAUACACAUUUGACUCACCAAAUACUUGAGGAGGAUCAUAACAAUAAAGAGGAAACUGCCCCAAAUCCAACCAGAGAAACAUCAACUGAAAAUUCUGGGCUUUCUACUGGAGAAUUGGCUAAGCUGGAAAUAAACUCAGCCAAUGAAUGUGUGAUUGAAGAAGGCACAGUGGUCUCCAAAGUGUUGUUUGGGCCCGAUAACAAUGGAGAAGUAGCCAAUGAUUCCCUAGAUGACCCAUAUGUCCUUGGAGACACUUUGCCUACAGCAAAUGAAAUUCUUUAUGCUGGAAGAGAAACGCAGGAGGCUGAUAUCCAAAACAGCUCAAGUGAUUUCAGGGAGGGAGAGAACACAGAAAAUGAAAACCACUUGCUUUCCAUAGAUCGGAAAAACAUUGUUACUAGAACAAGGUCCCAUUCUGGGAAAGUACCUGGUUAUGUGCCAGAAACAGUUCCAGAAGAAACAGGGACCGACGCUGAAUUGCAGACAUUGAGCACAAACACCAUGAUUACUGAAAAUGUAAGACACAGUUUGUGUUGGGCAGAAGGAAAACCUAUAGAGCUGGCUAGAACGCUGCCUGCAAAGCCAAGGCGCUUCAUUUUGUACCCUCGAUCUUAUUCAGUGGAAGGCAGAGAUAUCCCCGUCGCUCUGUAUCGAGAAACCGAUAACUCUAUAUUAGAUUAUAACAGAUUAAACAGGACAGAUGAGCUGGCUUUGCCAUACGUAAUUGGUUCCUCGGGUAGCUUUUCCCAGAGGAAUCACCUUACAUCCAGUGGGGUUUCCACGCCUUCCUCUGUUGUCGAUAUUCCACCUCCCUUUGAACUAGCCUGUAUCACCAAGAAGCCCAUCACAAAAAGCUCCCCCUCACUUUUAAUAGACAGCGAAUCUCCUGAUAAGUAUUGCAAGAAAAAGAAGUCCUCGUUUAAAAAAUUUCUCACUUUGAAAUUCAAGAAGAAGGCAGAAAACAAAGUCCACGUAGAUGUUCAUGUUUCUUCUUCAAGAUCCUCCUCCGAGUCUAGUUAUCACGGACCUUCCAGGGUGAUGGAACUGGACAGAAGAAGCUUGAGUAGUUCACCUCAGCUGUUAUCACGGACUGCCAAACUGAGGGCUUCGGAGUCUCCGACUGUUCUCUUCUAUAAGGACGGCAAGAGAAAAGGAACACCCAAAAUGUUUAGCAGAAGUGUGUCAAGGGUAGAGUCAUUUGAAGAUCGUUCGAGGCCACCUUUUAUGCCGCUGCCUUUAACGAAGCCCCGGUCUAUUUCAUUUCCCAAUGCUGAUACUUCUGACUAUGAGAAUAUCCCAGCCAUGAAUUCUGAUUAUGAAAAUAUACAAAUACCUCCACGAAGGCCCACUAGGGCAGGAACCUUUACUGAAUUUUUUGAAGAUCCUAGCAGGGCCUUGUCUGCUGCAAAUGAGAAUGACGGCUAUGUGGAUAUGAGCAGCUUUGCAGCCUUUGAAAACAAUAAGCAGCAAGCCACUAACCAGGAAACAGAAAGUGCUUAUACAGAGCCUUACAAGGUGUGCCCCAUCUCUGUAAUUCCUCUUGAAGAUGUCACAUCUGAUGAGGAACAGAAAAGUUCAGAAGAUGAAGAGAGUAAUCAAGGAGAUUCUAAUAUCAUCCACAAGAAAGAAGGGCAAUCCAGAGCACAACUUGUCGCCCAGGAACUUGUGUCAUCAGAAAAAGUGUAUGUGGAGAUGCUCCGGCUGUUACAUACGGAUUUCCAUGAAGCUGUCUUAAAAGUGCUGGGAGAUGAGUGUGAUAAUGAUCAUGAAGAAACAAAGCUUAAGGAAGGACUGAAGGAAAUCCCAGAAAUCUACAAUUUUCACCAAGAAAUACUGGGGGAACUGGAAGAAAAAGUGCUUAACUGGGAAGAACAUCAGAAAGUGGCUGAUAUCUUCCUCUCCAGAGAAUCAGGAUUUAAUCACCACACAACUUAUAUAAUGCAGUUUGAUAGGAAUUUGGCUUUGCUGGAUGAUGUUCGCCUUAAAUCUUCCCAGCUGGAUACUGUCAUUAAAACGUUUGAGCAGAUUCAUGAUGGCAGUCCCUUGAAUGUGAAACACCAGCUCCUGAAAGUGGUGCAGCGCAUAUUCCAGUACCAUGUGCUACUCACAGAUUACUUGAAUAACCUCUGCCCUGAUUCUGCUGAAUAUGAAGAUACACAAGCGGCCUUGCUCAUCAUAUCAGAACUUACAGAUAGAGCCAAUGAUAGCAUACAACAAGGGGAAAAUUUGCAGAAAUUGGUACAUAUAGAGCACAGUGUCAAGGGGCAGAGCAACCUUCUACAACCAGGAAGAAAAUUUCUGAAAGAAGGAACAUUAAUGAAAGUGUCUGGGAAAAAUAGGCAUCCUCGACAUUUAUUCUUGAUGAAUGAUGUCCUGCUGUAUACAUAUCCCCAGAAGGAUGGCAAAUAUCGCCUUAAAAACACAUUGGCUGUUAGUAGUAUACAAGUCAGCCGUCCAGCAACAAAAAAGGCUCAGAAUGUUCUGAAGAGAUAUGCUGAUAAUUGCCUAACUCUAUCUGCAAGCUCAUGCUCUGAAAGGGAUGAGUGGUACAGCUGCAUCAGCAGAAGCAUCCCAGAAGACCAUGGGGCUCACAGCGGAGGUGGCUUUCACAACAGUGUUGAACUGAGGGAAAGGCUGGGAAUGUCUUUGGGUGAGAGGCCACCAAUGGUACCUGUAUCUCACGUCAUGAUGUGUAGAAGCUGCGGUUGUGACUUUAAACUCACACUGAGGCGUCACCAUUGCCAUGCAUGCGGGAAGAUUAUAUGCCGAAAUUGUUCAAGAAACAAGUAUCCUCUGAAGUACCUCAAAGACCGACUAGCAAAAGUUUGUGAUGGCUGCUACACAGAACUAAAAAGCAGAGAGCGGCCAAUAAGCAUAAGCUUCCCUACAAGUUCAUCCAGGUUUUCAGGCAGUGCCUUCUCUUCUGUGUUCCACUACUCUUCCUUCAAAAGGCAAAAGAAAAUUCCUUCAGCUCUUUUGGAGGUGGCAGCUUCAGGAGAAGGUUCUUCUAUCAAUGGGUAUCUCAGCAGAUGCAAGAGAGGGAAAAGGCACUGGAAAAAGUUAUGGUUUGUUAUCAAAGGAAAAGUGCUCUACACAUAUACAGCAAACGAAGACAAAGUCGCCACUGAGAGUAUGCCUUUGCUGGGUUUCACAAUUGUCCCAGAAAAGGAAGAACGAAAUAUGGAUGCAGUUUUCCAUCUUUACCACAAGCAAACUCUGUUUUAUAGCUUCCGAGCAGAGGAUAAUAAUUCAGCACAGAGAUGGAUUGAAGCCAUGGAGGAAGCAUCUAUAUUAUAGCAUCAUCCAAGUGGAUUCUGAUUUAAUGCAAGAUUACCCAUAUAUUGGAAAGAACAAUAUAUAUAAUCCAAAUCUGGCUAAACAUAUGAAAAAGAAUAUGUAGAAGCCUAUAAUUUUCCAUUCUUAAACCUAUCUCCUUGCUGAUGGAAACAAAACAAAGGGAAUAUUUAUGGACCCUUUUUAUCUUUGCAGGUUCAUCAUUAAACUGUGCUCUCACCUAACAGUUGCAUCAUGUUUUCAAGAAGUUAAACAACAUAACAUUUUUCUAAAAGAGUUGUUUACUCAUAACACUGUUUUAUUUUCUUUAAGAUAACAACAAUUUGUGCCAGUCAUAAAACUGAGGGUUUUUUACAUUAAAAUUUUGUUGCCUUUCUUCUUUCUUAAAAGAGUUUUACACUGGCAUGCAGUUAAGAAUGCUAGAAUGAAGAGAUAUACAUAAUUCCCACCAUAGAAAGUAUGCGAAAAUCCAUUCCAAGCUGGCAUUUUAGUGGUUAUAGACCUUCUAUGGUAACUGUAUAGUAUUUCUCAUAAACAGUUGUAACAGCUUAGCUUUGUUUAUUAGGACUCUUAAUCCACUCCAAAUUCCAAUCCAGUUCUAUGAAGACUGUACCAAUUUCUACUCCAAAGGAUAUGAAAACAUUAAUUUAUUAUAAGCCUUUACAUUUUGUUUAAAAUUGAUUUACGGUAUCUAAAUUAUAUUAUUUUAAUAGUGGAAAAGAGCAGAUCUUAUUUAUAAAUCUUAUUCCUAAAAUAUAAUUCUAAACCCAAAACAGGCAUCAACUUCAGAAAGGAAGAGCAUUUAACUAUAUUUA
Thamnophis elegans (Western terrestrial garter snake) is the source of this 5587-nucleotide messenger RNA. It is a transcript of the gene FGD5, whose product is annotated as FYVE, RhoGEF and PH domain containing 5. Gene Ontology annotation, cellular component: cytoplasm. Gene Ontology annotation, molecular function: guanyl-nucleotide exchange factor activity; metal ion binding. The record is from RefSeq and is a predicted model, not a curated record. NCBI's taxonomy places the organism in Eukaryota, Metazoa, Chordata, Lepidosauria, Squamata, Natricidae.